Molecule: messenger RNA, 1049 nt
Organism: Pristis pectinata (smalltooth sawfish)
Lineage: Eukaryota; Metazoa; Chordata; Chondrichthyes; Rhinopristiformes; Pristidae
Gene: eif3g
Product: eukaryotic translation initiation factor 3, subunit G
Exons: 10
Coding region: 101-967 (288 amino acids)
Cellular component (GO): eukaryotic translation initiation factor 3 complex; cytoplasm
Molecular function (GO): translation initiation factor activity; RNA binding
Source: RefSeq, a predicted model, not a curated record
CUCCCGGCCUGUGGCGGCGCUGUGGAGGGCGGCCUGUCUUUCCUUCCGUCGGCGAGCGGCGGUGCCGGGUGUGCGGCCGCUGAGCUGGUGGAUCCCGCCGAUGGAUUUUGACUCGAAGCCCAGCUGGGCCGAUCAGGUGGAGGAGGAGGGAGACGAGGGUCCUCUGCCUUCACCCAAAGAAUUGAUCAAAGGGAAUAUUAAAACUGUCAUUGAGUACAAAAUUGAUGAGGAUGGGAAGAAAUUCAAGAUUAUCCGCACAUUCAGAAUCGAAACCAGGAAAGCUUCGAAAGCUGUGGCCAGGAGAAAAAACUGGAAGAAAUUUGGAACCUCAGAAUAUGACCCACCAGGUCCUAAUGUCGCCACAACAACGGUCAGCGAUGAUGUGUACAUGACCUUCAUCACCAGCAAAGAGGAUCUGAAUAACACCGAGGAGGACGACCCAAUGGCCAAACUGAAAGGCCAGAAGAUCGUGUCUUGCCGAAUCUGUAAAGGGGACCACUGGACCACACGCUGCCCGUACAAAGACACCCUGGGACCCAUGCAGAAGGAACUGGCCGAGCAGCUGGGGCUCACAACAGCCGAGAAGGAAAAGGGAUCAGAUCCUGAACCAGUCCAACCAGCACAGAGUAAGACUGGGAAAUACGUUCCACCCAGCCUGCGAGAUGGAGCCAAUCGACGGGGAGAGUCCAUGCAGACAAAUCGCAGAGCGGAUGACAAUGCCACAAUCCGUGUCACCAACCUCUCUGAGGACACACGAGAGACCGACCUGCAGGAACUCUUCAGACCUUUUGGUUCCAUUUCUAGGAUCUACCUGGCUAAGGACAAGAACACAGGCCAAUCCAAGGGUUUUGCCUUCAUCAGUUUCCAUCGUCGUGAGGAUGCUGCCAGGGCCAUUGCUGGCGUUUCUGGUUUCGGUUAUGAUCAUUUAAUCCUGAAUGUGGAAUGGGCCAAGCCAUCAAACAACUAGAAGGUUAUGUCAGCUGAGCAAACCAACUUCAAACUAAAGUCAGAGUCAUUAUCAUCAAAUAAAAUAUCUGGAUCAGACGUUU